GCCCCGACCACAGCCGCGUGCACCGGACGGAGCAACCUUUUCCCACCCGACCUCGUGCGGCCACCCAUCAGCCGGCUUUUGACGAACCACAACCGCCAUCACCAGGACUCACAUCCUGACGGCCAAGCAGCGCCUCCCCCCCUUCACAACCCUUUCUGGCCCUCCGACAAGUCGCCGCCAUCAUGCUGCCCUCGUCGGUGCGGCGCGUCGUCUCCUCGGUCCCUCACGCCGGCGGCCUCGUCUCCUCGCUCGCCGCCGCCGCUCCCAAGUGCGCCGCCACCGCGACUGUCCCCCUCCUCGCUCGCGGCCACCAGCGACGCUUCUCUUCCUCGAAGCCCUCGCGACCGGACAACGGCUCCAGCGAUGUCGCCGCCGGCCAGUCGGUCCCCACGUCGUCGGCCUCGGCGCGCGGAGAUGGCAAGACGCCGGGCGAGAAGCGGAAACGAAAGAGCAAGGACGCUUCCGACGUAGGCGCCGCCUCGUUCCGAAAGCUCCCCAGCGUUCCCAGCACCCAUCACAUGUCCCAAGAAGCACUCGGUCUUUCGAGCUUCUUUUCUCUCCACCGGCCCAUUUCUAUCACGCAGACCAUGCCGCGGUCCGUGACUGACGAGCACUUUGCCUCCAUCUUCGCGCCGCGAACAAAGUCGAACAAGGUCGCCGACACCGUGUCCACCAUAUCCAGCACCAUCGAUCAGCUUGACGGCCCCAUGGCCCAGAUGACGAUAGGCGGCCACCAGGAAGACCACGGCAUGGCCGAGGGCAUGCAAAAGGUCGAGCUCCGGAAUCCGGACGGGAGCCAGUCCAGCAUCUAUCUCCAGGUGGAUACCAUGUCGGGCGAGUUUUUGCCGUUCCGCCCGCCUCCCCUGCCGCAAGAACAGUCCGGAGCCGACGCGGACGGCCUAUCCGCCCACGCCCAGGUUGUCGAGGACGUGCCGCAUCACCGCGUCUACAAGGCCAUGUUCACUAUCGAGGAGUCCACCGAGCCCGACGGCCAGAUCCGCAUCGUGGCUCACAGCCCGCGCAUCAUCAACGACGAACAGCCCCGGAGCUUUCUCGAGCGCAUGGCGCGCCGGCAGGUCCGAUUCGACGAGGCCCAAGGUCCCCGCCGCGACAUGCACGCCAUCAGCGUCAGACGGCAACGGAAACUCAGGAUGAAGAAGAAGAAGUACAAGAAGCUGAUGAAGCGGACGCGGAACCUGCGCCGCAAGCUUGACCGGACGUAAAGUGCACAUAGGGAAUCCCUGUGCGGUUCUUGUUUUUGCGUCUUUGUCUGCAUUCGGGGGUUUCGUCUACGGACGUGUCUACUAGACGUAGCCGAUGACAGCUAGUGGGCUUUUAUUAGAGCAUAUGCGCGGUUCGGGUUCUCGCAUAUAGACUUUGGCAGGAAUAAUCAUGAUGGCAUUGGCGAUCUGCUCAGUAUGGUGCGGCUUUGAACCAUGCCUUCGUGAUCACCAGCCAUGUGCGCGGUACUCUCUCGUGCUGUAUUACUAGUUGAAUUAUUUUCCAUAGAUGCUGGAUCUGUAAACUAGGGCUAUGAAUGAGACUUGUCAUGAGGC
This is a messenger RNA of Purpureocillium takamizusanense, 1556 nucleotides long. RefSeq lists its product as uncharacterized. Bases 183 to 1223 code for a protein of 346 amino acids. The transcript is spliced from 2 exons. NCBI's taxonomy places the organism in Eukaryota, Fungi, Ascomycota, Sordariomycetes, Hypocreales, Ophiocordycipitaceae. Gene Ontology annotation, cellular component: mitochondrion. Gene Ontology annotation, biological process: mRNA processing. The record is from RefSeq and is a predicted model, not a curated record.